AUGUACAGAUUUGGUUUCAAUGAAACUCAACAACUCACUUUUGGAAAAAUUGCCAUCUACUGUGAUACUAAACUAGAUUACAUUCCUCUCACCUUUAUUCUUGGAUUUUUUGUUACAAUUGUAGUGGAAAGGUGGAGACAAGUUUUUAAUAAUAUGGGAUGGAUUGAGAAUGUAGCUCUCACUGUUUCAGCUCUAUUCGACAGCAACUCAGAGGAUGACACCUUGAAGAGGCGUAGUGUCGUUAGAUAUUGUGUUUUAAGCCAAGUUUUAACAUUCCGUGAUAUUUCAAUGAGAGUUCGAAGGAGGUUUCCUAACAUGGAGUCACUAGUCAAAGGAGGCUUCAUUCAUGAGCACGAACUAAAAUCAUUAGAAAAUGUUGAUCUUGAUUAUAAUAAGUAUUGGGUUCCUUUGAAUUGGGCAAUGUCCGUAUGUGUCAAAGGACAUAAAGAAGGUAGAAUAGUUGCUCCACCAUCUCUCAACAAUGUGAUUAACGAAAUUCGAGCAUUCCGCACCAACUUAGCAUUGCUUUGUAAUUUCGAUUGGGUGCCAAUACCUAUUGCUUAUCCACAGGUUGUUUUCCUUGCCGUACGAGUUCAUUUCCUUAUUUGCUGUGUAUCAAGGCAGUACAUAUUGACAGGGGACAACGUUAAGAGUAUUAUUGAUUUAUAUUUCCCUUUUAUGACCUCUCUGCAAUUCAUAUUUUUCGUUGGGUGGAUGAAAGUCGCAGAAGCAUUGUUGAACCCACUCGGAGAAGAUGACGAUGAUUAUGAAUGUAAUUUCCUGAUUGAUAAGAACAUUGCUACUGGAUUAGCCAUUGUGGAUAGCGCAAACAGCGGUCAUCCCGAACUAUUACCGGACAAGUUCCUCAACAAAACUUUUGUUCCAGUUUAUUCUGAAGACUCAACAAGAAAUGGGUUGGACUCUGCACUAUUUGGAUCUGCACAACUGGUCACGUUAGCUGAACCUGCGGAAGAAGUCAAAAUGGUUUCUGUUGAUCCAAAGAUAUCAAUGCCUGAUCUGUUCGCUGACGAGUUCAAUUCUUCUAGACGUAGUACUAUGAGCAGGAUACGUCGAAGGUCAAGUCAACCAUUCUUCAGCGGACGAUUCAAAUUCGGAAAACGGGGAACUCAGCCAAAGAUAAGUCCGAUGGUUGAGUUAGGAGUCAGCCUUCCACCAAAUUUUACUUUGCACAGUGAUCGGCCGAACCCUGCCAAUCUCUACAGCAAGAAGAGAGAAAGCAACGGAAUGAACUCUCCAGUUGAUUUCAACUCAACCCAUGUUCUUGGAAAAGUAGAUGAGGAAGAUUUAUCUAACUCGAAAUCAUCCAAAUCAUUUAAAUCAAGUUCAGACGACGAGGAUGAUGAGGUUCAUGAGGUUAUCAAAAAUGAACUCAAUCCUCCAAAGUAUUGA
This is a messenger RNA of Auanema sp. JU1783, 1410 nucleotides long. NCBI's taxonomy places the organism in Eukaryota, Metazoa, Nematoda, Chromadorea, Rhabditida, Rhabditidae. The record is from the annotation of a GenBank genome assembly.